UACCGAAAACGUUUGGAUAUACGAGUUGUCAACUAACCUCAAAAGUAAAGUUUAUCUAAUCGGCUAUAUUAAGCCAUUGAGCCUCUGUUCAAGCUGUAUCAUGAAGUCACUCCGUAGAAUUCAGAAUUGUCUACUACACAUCAGAGGAACAAGGCAGACUCAAGUUGCCAGAGUGUAUGGAGGCCAAACAAAUUCACAAUCAAAGCCCUACACUCCCCGAAGGGCAGUGAUGUAUGUCCCGGGCAAUGAUCAGAAAAAAAUUCAGAAAGUUACCUCCCUUGAUUUGGACUGUGCAGUUCUGGAUUGUGAAGAUGGUGUGGCAGCUAAUAAAAAGGAGGAAGCCCGUUCCACAAUAAGAGAAGCCCUUGACCAGUACGACUUUGGCCGCACUGAGUGUAUUGUGCGUGUGAACUCAGUCACCAGUGGACUAAUGGAGGGGGACUUGGUUGAAGUACUGAAGGCAAAGAGAAUGCCCCAUGCCCUAAUGCUGCCCAAAGUGGAGCGACCCCAGGACAUUGACAUGUUCACCAAGCGACUGAAAGAAGCAUUACAAGGGAGGUCACUCCAGACACGCCCCUUCCUGAUAACGUAUGUAGAGAGCGCCAUGGGGUUGAUGAAUCUGAGGGACGUAUUUAAGAAGACCGUUGAUCUCCAGCUGAAGGAACAACUGUACGUACUGGAUGGUGUUGUGUUCGGAUCCGAUGAUUACUGUGCAGAUAUUGGAGCCACAAGAACAACUGAUGCUAAGGAAUUACUGUAUGCAAGGCAGAAAAUAGUCACAUGUGCUAAGGCCUUCAAACUACAAGCCAUUGACAUGGUACAUAUUGAUUUAAAAGACUUAGAAGGAAUUGAGAAGCAAUCCCUGGAAGGAGCAAGGAUGGGUUUCACAGGAAAGCAGGUCAUUCACCCCUCCCAUGUCCCCAUUGUCCAGAGAGCCUUCUCCCCUACAGAAGAUCAAGUGGCAUGGGCCACAGAGCUUGUGGAGGCAUUCAGUAAACAUACAGAAUCGGGAAAGGGUGCUUUUACAUUCAGAGGAAAGAUGAUAGACAUGCCAUCUGUCUUGCAAGCUAAAAAUAUUUUACAACUAUCAGCUAAUAUUGGAUCUAAGUCACCCUGACAUGUGAUUAGUUUAAAACAGCUGUGGCUUUUGAUUAACCCUGAAGUACCAUAUCAGCAAUUAACUGCUUUCAGAUAGAUCGUCAUCUGCUGUGAUGCCCAGUUUACCACGAAUGAAAAAAUUGACAAUUUUCUUUAAUUAUCAUUUGAUUGGUCAUCUUGCACAUACACAUUAUUUGUAUGAACACAUACAUAUAAUUUGUGUAUGUUAAUUAACAUGUAGCAGAUUAUUUUUGAACAUUUUUAAAAUAACAUGUACAGUCAAACUUUAUUACCCCAAACUUGAUGGGGCCAAGGGAAAAAAAACUUUAACAUAUCCAUGGACUCAAGAUUUUGAGAUAACAAUACAUUUUUGAAAAAGUGUUUGGGAAUUCAGAGUCACUACAACAUGAGUAAUAUCCAUGGUAUUCAAUAGAAUGUCAGCUGGAACAAGUGGCGAGAUUAUUAAAUGUCAGACUGAAGUAGACUAUAGUGAUAUUAAUCAACCUUUUCUGUCAAUCAGCAAGAUUUCUUAAACACCCAUGUAGAUGUUAAGGUGAACCAUGUUUAAAAAAAAAACAAUGCUCUAUUUUUGCAUAAUAAUAGUCCACAUUUCAACAUGGACAAAGAGAAGUUUUAGACAGAGACUUUGGUCAUUGGGGUUGGUAGAGGUGUAUACAUGUAAUAUACUCAGCUGGUUCUGUAUUGGAUUCUCUUAUUUUACAUGUACAUAAUUAUAUCCAUAUAUAAUACUCUGAUGUUUGAAAGAACAUUUUUAGUCUUUUUCAAAUUGAUCAAUUCUAAGGACAAGGAACAUGAUAAAGAGAAGUACUUAUUUUAAAAAUAAUUCUCUGAGUCUAUUGACAUACAUUUUACAUGUGCUUACAGUCAUUUAAUAAUGUUAGAGUAAAAUCUUCCCUCCCUUUUUUGAUUGAAAAAUGCAUAUUCAUAUAUUUCUUCAGUUCUGGGUGGUAUAGCAAACAAUUGUUGACAGAUACAUAUAUAUAGCAUAUGUACUUUAUGGUUAUGAAUUGUGAAGAAUUCUUUUUACUCUAGUGCUAGAAAUUAUAAAUCACUAUUGUUAAGAUAUCCUAAAUAUGGCAACAAUGUCUGUUAAAGUGUAUUAUGGACAUGUUUAUAAUGUAUACAUGUAUUAAACAUUCUGUUUUGUAAUGGACAUGCAUGUUCUCGAUGUACAGUGUAUGCCUUCAUUGAUCCACUGAUAUGUACAUAGUUUACAUGUAUUACUAUAAUGAAGGUUCAAAAACCGUAUUAAGGGCUUUUUGGACUCUUUCUUGUGGAUAAGUCUCUUUAGAACACAGAUAAAACCAUGUACUUGUUUAAAUGAGUGAUAGCAUAGGAAAAGGUCAAACAAAGCCCAAGAAUGUAUUCAUUUUUAUUUUUGUUGAUUUUUUAACUGAUAUUAUUUACAUCAAUUUUAAUGAACAUCAUACAUAUUUUAUACGAAAAUCAUAGAUUCUUCAUGUACUUUCUAUGUUUUCUAAAACAAACAAUCAUUGAAAUUCUUGAGAAAUGAAGACAGUUGUAAUAUUAACCUUCUUGUGACCUCUGUGUAUUCUGAAGAACAAAUGAUCUAGACAUCAUUCAUUGUUUUACGAUUAUUAACUAAAAACAAAAUCAUGCUUUACUAUUUAUGUCAGAUAAGGACCUAAAAUUGGUUCUUUUACCCUUUUCUCCUCUUCCUUUUAUACAGUGCUACAUGUAACAUUAAUCAUUUCUAUGAUUUUGAUGUAUGAUGAAAAAUGGUUCUGAAAUACUUGCAAAUAUAAGAGGGAAAGGUAAA
This is a messenger RNA of Saccostrea echinata, 2899 nucleotides long. RefSeq names its product citramalyl-CoA lyase, mitochondrial-like. Gene Ontology annotation, molecular function: (S)-citramalyl-CoA lyase activity. Gene Ontology annotation, biological process: regulation of cobalamin catabolic process. The transcript is spliced from 8 exons. Bases 101 to 1117 code for a protein of 338 amino acids. NCBI's taxonomy places the organism in Eukaryota, Metazoa, Mollusca, Bivalvia, Ostreida, Ostreidae. The record is from RefSeq and is a predicted model, not a curated record.